UCUGGGCACAUUUCUUCCAGCAACCAAGAAUGAAACACUGCGUAUGUCUAGGUUUGACUGUAGUCCUCGCAUUAGCGACAGGAACAUCAGCCUUGUCCAGAUACAAGCCUUUUACGAAUUGUGACGACGAACGAAUAGUCCAUAGGUUUACGGUAAUAGAUUACAUUUGGCCGAGCGACACAGCACGAGAGCAUGCUCUUGAAAAGGAAGAUUACAUUCCGCAUAACAAUAUCAUUAGUGGAAUGAAAACAUAUGACAACAAAGUCUACGUCACUGUUCCAAGAUGGCGGCGAGGUGUUCCAUCAACACUCAACAAAGUCAUUGUUAGGAACGGAACGUCGAUGCUACAGCCGUUUCCAAGCUGGAAGAUGCAGAAGAUUGGAGACUGUCGCGCUCUUCAAUUUGUUCAAAGUAUGGAAAUAGACCCAAAUACAGGCUGGAUGUGGAUCAUUGACACCGGAAGAAUCAACUUCUUCGCCGCUGACGGAACAGCCACAAAAAAUGUCUGUCCGGCUAAAAUUGUGAUAUACGAUAUUAAUAAAAUGGAAGAAGUUACUCGUCAUGAAUUUCCAAAUCAUGUAGCCGAUCGCAAUGUCACAUUUCUUAAUGACAUUGUCGUGAUGUAUAGCGGAUCACGUCCAAGAUAUGCGUUCAUUUCAGAUACGUUCGCAUUCCGAAUGGUCGUAUAUGACAUGAUUCGAAACACCUCUCAUUUCUUCUCUCAUCCGUCCAUGCUACCCGAACCAGGCAACGGAAACAUCACAAUAAUGGGAGAAACACUAUCUUUGUCGGCCGGUAUAAAUGGGAUAGCAAUGUCAUCGGACAUGAAGUUUAUUUACUUUGGUUCAAUAUCUGGGUACAGUGUGUAUCAGAUUCCAUCACGUGUUGCGCGUAACCCACAUGGGAACUUUGCAAGAUAUGUCCGGAAGGUUGGCGUCAAGCCGUCUCAGGGAGAGGGAAUGACGUACAGCAGAAGUAACCAUUUAUAUUUCUCCGACCUAACUUCGAAUUCUAUCAACAGAUGGGACAUCGACCAAGAUAGAAAAAUUCAACGAAAGUCCUUCCAAAGGGUGGCGAUGAAAUCCGUUUCCGAAGUAUUGUCAAGCAAUACAUGUAUGAACUUUGUCGAUACUUUGACAUUUGACACAGAGGGAUAUCUAUGGUUUACAGUUAACAAGCUACAUAAGUACAUCUUAACGUCUAUGGACUUUACCGGAAGUAGUGGGCCUAACGUCUUGAUAUGGAAGGUCUACGUAGGAGAAGUCGGGUACCUAGACCGUCGAAGAACAAUUAAAUUAGCGCCAUGUGGACGCCGUUGUGGACCAAAUGAACGCUGUGACGUCGGAACCAACCGGUGCGUGUGUAACCAUGGAUACAUGAGAUACAACAGAAAAACAUGCCAACUUCCAUGUGAUGGACGAUGCGGUUCAUUCCCACAUUCCCAUUGUGACCACAGCACGAACAGAUGCACGUGUGACCCCAGAUGCACCGGAACUCCAUACGGCGGUGCACGUGCUGGAUGUAUAUGUGAACAACGUGGUAGUGGCCGAUAUUAUUAAACCUGAAAAGACAAUACUUAUCUGUUUUUUACAUAAUGUUAAAAUAAAUAUGUAUAUGUCUCAGCAUGUAUUUAA
Mizuhopecten yessoensis (Yesso scallop) is the source of this 1634-nucleotide messenger RNA. RefSeq names its product protein yellow-like. The transcript is spliced from 3 exons. Bases 30 to 1559 code for a protein of 509 amino acids. The record is from RefSeq and is a predicted model, not a curated record. Lineage: Eukaryota; Metazoa; Mollusca; Bivalvia; Pectinida; Pectinidae.